GCUAGAACGCCACAGGGCCUGGCGGAAUCUUUGUUCGGGGCGCGGGGGAGCGCGGGACGGGUUUGGCGGGUUGCAGCCCGGGCGGGUUUUCGGUGUCACACGUCCUGUGGUCCGGGGGAUUUCGGCGAGAUGGGCCGUCAGAAGAGAUUCCGGCCGAUCGCCGCGCUCGCCCGCAAGAUGCGGGAAUACUGGGCUCUGAAGCACCGGCCCCGGGACAGCGAGCGCUACGCCGUGGACUAUGAGAGCAUGAGGCGGCCGGGCAGCGGCAAGAAGCUGCCGCUCCUGGCUCACCGGGACAUCCGCAGCGAGAGCCGCCUCUUCCAGCUCGUCAACCGCCUGCCCCUCUUCGGCAUCGGCCGCCUCCUCACCAAGAAGUCCUGGCUCCUGGCCUACGACGAGCCCUGUUACUGGACCAUCAGCAAGGUCAAGGUGGAUUACACGGCCCAGGAUAUGGACCAUGGAAAAGCAUGGGGAGUGCUAACAUACAGAGGAAAGACUGAAGAUACGGUGAAAGAAAUAGACAAAGUUAUGUACCAUGAUUGGCGCCUGGUACCAAAACAUGAAGAAGAAGCUUUCAAGAGCUUCACACCUGUUCCUGAGACGAGUAUUCGCUAUGUCCCUUAUCCUCCUUUGCUUCGUGCCAUGAUUCUGGCUCAGCAACAGAAAGCUGGGGAACCUAUAGGAGGAGAGCCUAUGAUUGAUCUGGAAAGAAAUCGCCACUUUCCAAAGGAUUAUUUUAGAAACCUGGACUUGAAGAAAGAAGCAGAGGGCACCCCAAUUUAAUAAGAAUCUGCAUUGCUCAUAGCUACUGAUGGACUGAGCAUUAUUGUUUCCAGCAAUUUGUCAUACUGGUUAUGUACAAUAAAAUCCAUUUUUUUUUUGUA
Carcharodon carcharias (great white shark) is the source of this 884-nucleotide messenger RNA. It is a transcript of the gene mrps34, whose product is annotated as mitochondrial ribosomal protein S34. Lineage: Eukaryota; Metazoa; Chordata; Chondrichthyes; Lamniformes; Lamnidae. The record is from RefSeq and is a predicted model, not a curated record. Bases 130 to 783 code for a protein of 217 amino acids. Gene Ontology annotation, molecular function: structural constituent of ribosome. Gene Ontology annotation, cellular component: mitochondrion; mitochondrial small ribosomal subunit. The transcript has 3 exons. Gene Ontology annotation, biological process: mitochondrial translation.